AUGCCAUUAAGGGGCAGCCAUGGUGGUCCCGAUUUUAGAGGAAGUCAAUCGAGCAUUAGGCGACGCAAAAGUAUCACCGAGGAAUAUCCCAGACCGUCGGUGUUUGGAGGACAAGAUCUACUGUUAGAUCCAUUGUUUGCGAUACAAACCCUUCAAGUUGGUAACCAUCCUGAAAGUCCCAUUCACAAUGUGCGUCAAGUGCUUGAAGCAAAUCGAGACGAUAAUCCAUUACUGUAUACGGAAAUGCUUGAGAUUGAUACAUCUGAUGAUGAUGAUGACUUACACUGGAAACAAGUAUCUCGGUGUGAGAGAGUUCAAUUAAUCAUUGCGGUCUCGUGA
Anisakis simplex (herring worm) is the source of this 339-nucleotide messenger RNA. NCBI's taxonomy places the organism in Eukaryota, Metazoa, Nematoda, Chromadorea, Rhabditida, Anisakidae. The record is from the annotation of a GenBank genome assembly.